UUUCGGACAACAACAACAACAACAAUAAUUUGAACAAAUUCAUUUUCAUCUCUAUCUGUCUGUUUGUGUUUUUGUAUGUGAUUGUCAGUUUUCAAUAAACAAGAACAAAAAAUAUGUCCAAUUGGAAAAAUAAAAUCUGGACAUUUCAACAACAACAACAACAACAACAGAAUCAAAAUCAAAACGAUAUGGAACAGCCGUCACCACAGCCAUCACAAUCAUCACAAUCAUCACCAUCAUCACAAUCAUCGUCAUCAUCAACAAUAACGGCAGAAUUUGAGAAAAAAGUUUCCACAAAACAUUCACAGCCAAUCAUAUUGACAAAAUCAUUAUACAUAUUUUUACUUGCUUGUUUUGGUAUUCUAUUCAUCAUCAUUGGCCUUUUAUUCUAUUUAGCUAUUCUACAUUCACUAAUACAUAAAAUAAUUACAGAGAAAUUAGUUAUUGCCGAAGGCAGUGAAACAUAUGAAAAAUGGAAACAAAUUCCUAUGCCCGUUUAUUAUCGUUAUUAUUUUUUCAAUGUAACAAAUCCAAUUGAAAUUGAACGUAAUGGUGCAAGGCCACAGGUUCGUGAAAUUGGUCCAUUUACCUAUAGAUCACGUUGGAGAAAAGAUCCUAUCAAAUUUCAUUCAAAUGGAACGGUAACAUUUCGUGAACGUAAAUCUCUUGAAUUUGUCCGGGAGCUAUCGAUUGCUUCGGAUCGUGAACGUAUUCUGGUUACUGUCAAUGGUCCAUUAACGGUAACAUUAGCAUUAUUACAAAAAGCACCAUUGGUUGUUCGUAAUAUUGUAUCACUUGGAUUGAGUACAGUGGCUGAAGGUUUUUUCAUACGUCGUAGUGCUCGUGAAUUAUUAUUUGAUGGUUAUCAUGAAGUUUUGACUAGUUUUGGUCCAUUACUCAAUCCAAACAUUCCAAAUACUAAAGGUCGAUUUGGUUGGCUAUAUGGCCGAAAUAAUACAGAUGAUGGAUCGUUAACAAUAUUCACUGGCCAAAAUGAUUUCACACGAAUUAAUCAUAUCGAUCGAUAUAAUGGAAAAACCGAAUUGCAAUUUUGGAAACCUAAAAGUGAAUGUAAUCGUUUACAAGGAACUACUGAUGGACAAAUUAUAGCAACUAAUGACGAUCGAACAUUUAAGCUGUUCCACCCUGAACUUUGUCGAACAAUAAAGUUUAAUGCUGAUGAAACAGGAAUAAAUGCAACACAUUUCAUGCCAAAAGAUUAUAAUGGUGAUUUGAAUGAUAUCAAAAUCACUGUUGAUCGAUAUGUUCCGGAUCAGGAUACUCUUGAUUCGAUUGAUGAUCAUCCACCAAAUAUAUGCUAUACAAGCAAAAUUACUCCAUCCAGACCAGAAUUGGGUGAUAUACUCGUAUCGAUACGCGAAAGAAAUCAGUCACGUUUUGCCAUAAAACCAUUUUUUCGUACAAAAAAUGGCCGUAUUAUAUUUCGUUCCGGUGUAUUUGACAUGUCCGAAUGUAAAUAUGGUGCACCAGUUCUGUUUAGUUAUCCACAUUUUCUUUAUGCUCAUCCAAAUUAUCGUGAAAAUAUUGGUGGACUUCGUCCGGAUAGACGACGACAUCAAUUCCAUAUGAUGGUCGAACCAAACACUGGUACUAGUAUACGUUCAUAUGCUCGUAUACAGAUCAAUAUUUACAUCACAAAACCUCCAUGGAUUUCAAGAUUCCGUUAUAUACCCGAAGUAGUGUUUCCGGUAUUCUGGCAGGAGUUACGAGCUGAAGCAUCAUCAGAAAUGAUUGAACAUAUAAAUUGGGCAUUGACCAAGCCAUUCAUCUAUGCUGAUUUACUUUCUAUUGUGAUUAUUGUGAUUGGAUUGAUUUUAGUUGCCAUUAGUGGAUAUUGGCUAACGAUUCAUAAACAUAAAAAUAAAACAACAAACAAUGUGGAUAAAGAUGAAACCAAUUUCGUUAUGUUUACACCAUCGCAAAAAUUUUCUAACCAACAACAAACGAACAAUAAUGGAAUAUGGGUCGAUAUUGAUAGCCGACAAUCACCACCAACAUUAUCGAUAACAAGUGCCAGUAUGGUAAAUGCUGGUUAUGAUCAUGAUACAGACACAACGACAUCAUCAUCAUCAUCAUCAUCAACAACAACGGAGACAGAAAAUUAUCCGGUGAAAAGUUGAUUAUUCGACAUUAAUUUGUUUUCAUUUUAUCAUUUAAAACUGUGAUAUGUUUUUCUUUUCUUUCUUUCUCUAUUUCUUUUUGGUACAUUUGUUUCAUUUAUUUCUGGAAAAAAUUUUGAAAUUCAUAUCGUUGUAAUUGUACUUUAGUUUCAUCAUUGAAAUAAUUUGUUUAUUUUUUUUCGCCGUUCAUUUUUUUAAAUUAUGUCUGUAUCAUUUA
This is a messenger RNA of Dermatophagoides farinae (American house dust mite), 2358 nucleotides long. NCBI's taxonomy places the organism in Eukaryota, Metazoa, Arthropoda, Arachnida, Sarcoptiformes, Pyroglyphidae. The record is from RefSeq and is a predicted model, not a curated record.